AUGGCGGCAGAUCUGAGGUUGCAGGAGAUCGGGGAACCUGAUAAGGUCCAUGGCAGUGCCCCUGUAUGUCACGGUGGAGUUGUUGGGGACCCACCUGUGUGGCGCCAGGUACUGAGCGCGAAGCGUGGGUGCUGCCUACUCCACCCCGUCUGCAUCUCCCUCACAAACGAUCGUCUCAGUUGGACUGCGAGGCCAGAGCGUGUGUGCACAGGGACGAGGGCGCCAUGGCCCCCUGUACUGACGAGUUUGAUUCUCACAGGACCGCGGUCCCUUCCGGUGCGUGGCUGGCACUCGUCACGCCCCCUGUGGGACGACUCCAUUGUGGAGAAGUCCCUCAAGUCCUUAAAGGACAAGAACAAGAAGCUGGAGGAAGGCGGCCCUGUGUACAGUCCCCCCGUGGAGGUGGCCGUGAAGAAGUCCAUCGGGCAGAGGGUCCUGGACGAGCUGAAGCACUACUACCACGGCUUCCGCCUGCUGUGGAUCGACACCAAGAUCGCCGCCCGCAUGCUGUGGCGGAUCCUGCACGGCCACACCCUGACGCGCAGGGAGCGCAGGCAGUUCCUCCGGAUAUGUGCUGAUCUCUUCCGCCUCGUCCCGUUCCUGGUCUUCGUGGUGGUGCCCUUCAUGGAGUUCCUGCUUCCUGUGGCCGUGAAGCUCUUCCCGAACAUGCUGCCGUCCACGUUUGAGACCCAGUCAGUCAAGGAGGAGAAGAUGAAGAAGGAGCUGCGAGUCAAGCUUGAGCUGGCCAAGUUUCUCCAGGACACCAUUGAAGAGAUGGCUUUGAAAAACAAGGCGGCCAAGGGAAGCGCCACCAAAGACUUCUCAGCCUUCUUCCAGAAGGUGCCUGUGGUGAUGCUUCUGCACCCGCAGCCUCCGCUCCCUCGGGCAGAGGGCUGCCCAGAGCCUGUAGGCGCCCUGAUUGCCGAGGAAGGGGUGGACAGUCUCAAUGUCAAGGAGCUGCAGUCGGCGUGUCGGGCCAGAGGCAUGCGGGCACUCGGCGUCACCGAGGACCGGCUCAAGGAUCAGCUGAAGCAGUGGCUGGACCUGCACCUGAACCAGGAGAUCCCCACGUCGCUUUUGAUCCUGUCCCGGGCCAUGUACCUCCCUGACACUCUCUCGCCUGCUGACCAGCUCAAGUCCACGUUGCAGACCCUGCCGGAGAUUGUGGCGAAGGAGGCCCAGGUGAAGGUGGCCGAGGUGGAGGGUGAGCAGGUGGACAACAAGGCGAAGCUGGAGGCCACGCUGCAGGAGGAGGAGGCCAUCCAGCGGGAGCUGCAAGAGAAGGAGCUGCAGAAGCGUGCGGAGGUGGCGAGAGAAGCCGAACCCGAGGUUGUGGCAGAUGCCCCCGGGAGGCCAGUGGUCGAGCCACAGCCCGAGGUCCCUGACGCCAUCUUGCCUGACGAGGUGCUGAAAGACACCGCCCCCAUCCUGGAAGGCGUGAAGGGAGAGGAGAUCACCAAGGAAGAGAUUGACAUCCUCAGCGAUGCCUGCUCAAAGUUGAAGGAGCAGAAGAAGUCGCUGACCAAGGAGAAGGAGGAACUGGAGCUGCUGAAGGAGGACGUGCAGGACUACAGCCAGGAUCUGCAGGAGAUCAAGAAAGAGCUCUCCAAGACUGGCGAGGAGAGGCUUGUUGAGGAGUCCAAGGCCAGCCGGAGACUGACCAAGCGGGUGCAGCAGAUGAUCGGCCACAUUGACGAGCUCAUCGCCCAGCUGGAGGCCGAGCAGAAGGCUGGCAAGCUGGGCACUGGCCAGGGCGCCCCCACGGGGGAGAAUGUCAUCAGCGUCACUGAGCUCAUCAGUGCCAUGAAGCAAGUUAAGCACAUUCCGGAAAGCAAGCUGCUGAGCUUGGCCUCCGCGCUGGAUGAGAACAAGGAUGGCAGGAUCGACAUCAAUGACCUCGCUAAGGUGAUCGAGCUGAUCGACAAGGAGGACGUUCACAUCUCCACCAGCCAGGUGGCCGAGCUCGUGACGUUGCUGGAGAAGGAGGGAAAGGUGGAGGAGAAGGAGAAGGCCAAGGAGAAGGCCGAGAAGGAGGCUGCCGAGCUGAAGAACUAG
This is a messenger RNA of Orycteropus afer afer, 2055 nucleotides long. NCBI's taxonomy places the organism in Eukaryota, Metazoa, Chordata, Mammalia, Tubulidentata, Orycteropodidae. The record is from RefSeq and is a predicted model, not a curated record.